Messenger RNA from Rodentolepis nana, 627 nucleotides. The record is from the annotation of a GenBank genome assembly. Lineage: Eukaryota; Metazoa; Platyhelminthes; Cestoda; Cyclophyllidea; Hymenolepididae.
AUGACUUCUUUGCGUCCGGUUGUUCUCAGCGGUCCAUCAGGUGCUGGCAAAAGCUCCCUUUUACAGAUGCUCAUGGAAAACUUCCCACAGACUUUUGCUUUCAGUAUCUCACAUACAACCCGCAAACCAAGACCUGGCGAAGUACAUGGUAAAGAUUAUAUCUUUGUCACAGAGGACCAAAUGCUCAAAGACAUUGAUGAUGGUAAAUUCCUCGAAUACGCUCAAUUUGCCGGGAACUAUUAUGGCACUCCUCGUGAGGCAGUUACUUCUGUUCUUGAUAGUGGCAAAAUUUGUAUUCUAGACGUUGAUGCUAAUGGAGUUCGCAGCAUCCAUGCAGCCCGACCACCCCUGAAUGCUCGUUUCAUUUUUAUCGGCCCACCGUCAAUUCAAGUUCUCGAGCAACGACUUCGUUCGAGAGGAACAGAAACUGAGGAGAAAAUACAGUCUCGAAUCAAACAGGCUAAAAUCGACAUGGAAUUCGCCAAUAGCCUCCAGGGCAAAAACAUCUACGAUGCCUAUAUUGUUAAUGAUAAUUUGGAUAACGCUUAUGAGAGGUUAUUCAAUGUUCUUAAGGAUGACAUUGCGCUCACCCUGCCUGAAGAUGAAAGGCAGGUUGCAACGUCUUAG